This is a messenger RNA of Pomacea canaliculata, 5358 nucleotides long. RefSeq names its product trichohyalin-like. Gene Ontology annotation, molecular function: microtubule binding; kinase binding. Lineage: Eukaryota; Metazoa; Mollusca; Gastropoda; Architaenioglossa; Ampullariidae. Bases 2309 to 4558 code for a protein of 749 amino acids. Gene Ontology annotation, biological process: neuromuscular synaptic transmission. The transcript is spliced from 10 exons. The record is from RefSeq and is a predicted model, not a curated record.
AUUGGCUGAGUUCCAAAACAUGGGGCCGGCUCUACGCUGUGCGUUCUUGACUUUCUUAAGCCGGCCGCCGAAAGCUUUUAAAAAAAUCGAGAAACGGUGUACCUGAAAUCGCAGAACCAGAAACACCGAAACAGUCUCACUUAUCCUCGUGUUUCCAGGUGUAAAAAAGACUCGAAAGAAAUAUAGAGAAGAGAGAAAUUCAACUCAUUGAAAGCACGUUAGCAGACGAUCAAACGUCAUGCCUUGAACAUCGCUGAUCGUGUCUGGAGCUAUCGAAACUGGAGAAAAGUUUACAAACGGGGGCUGUGCACGGCUGGUGACCUGCUCGUACCUGUCAGGACAUUCAAAACAAGAUGUUGCCAGGUGCCAGCACACCUCAUGAUGCCAGAAGCAUCCAUUUUAGGAUUGUGAGACUGCUUAUUAGAAUAAAAUCAAUAGAUACACUGUCUCACUUGCACAAUUGCUAUCUGGCACCUAUAACAAACUGAUGCUGGACCUUUUGUGAACAUUCUUGAAGUGCUAGACAAGCAAUGGUUCGGCAUGAUCAGAUUCCGACCGUGUAAGCCUCGUGGCUUGUGCUAAAAGAAGGAAUAUGUAGGUCAUCUUGUAAUUAUUUGCCUUCUUUUUUUUCUUUUAGUUUGCCCUUAUCUCUUCUUCGAGUUUGACUGUUAUCAGUUGCAGCUUAGUAUGCGAUACCGAGUGCUGUUUGUUGCUGUCAAGAUCGAAAGGUGUGUAAGGACUCCUCCUCCCCGCCAGACCUCACACUGAGGCUGGGCAGGAGAGGGGUGGUAGUGGAUGUCAGCCCCUUGGCUGUUACGCACCUGGCUGAAACAAGUAAUACCAGCAACAAGAAAACCUGGUAGGCGCAAAACCAAGCUGUAAAUUUUUCCCCACCACUACUCCCGACGGCUUUUUGUUCUUUCCCCACCCAGCCAAUAUUGCUCACGUGCGGACCUAUGAGCUGCCACAAAUUAUAGGGGUCAGAAGUCAACGAUCAACCGUAGAGGUUGUGCGAGCAGUGAAGCUGAAGGAGGAGGUUGGAAAAAAAGGAAACGCGAGGAAGAGAUGAAACAUUUUCCAUUUUCAGCUGUGCUUGUGGGUGAUGUGUUUGUCAGGACUAGCCCAGCACUGAACCUAAGAUACGGACUCUUCAGCUUUGGAUAAUUGGAUUAACGUAUUCAUCUGCAGCUGCCUGGGUCGCUGUGAUCUGUGAUUUGAACUCUGUACUUUUCGGACACUGUUUAGCCACGACUCUCAAACAGAAUUUGCUGAAGAGUGUGUGUGGCUACGACUGUAAAACAGGAUUUGCUGAAGACUGUGCAUAGAAUCUUGACUGAAGAGGUAUUGGAAGAUCAAAAGAGGACGCGUUCUACCGGUUAUUUGUACACGUCUCAAUAAUGAUGGGGGCUCUGACUAUAAAGAGCACAGAUUUACUAAAUGGCUUUAUUCUGGAACACGAACAAAGAAAGUUUAUAUUCCUAGACAAGAACGUUAGAAAAAAUCUUCCUAUGAAUUACAGGGGACAAAUUCGCAAAGGAUGCGUCACCUUUUAGCAUCUUUUUGUCAGUUACUUUGUGCAUCUUUCGUGACUUCUAGCUGGUGAUUCAAGUGUUUGACCCUCUUAAAAGAAGGAAAUCCAGAGCUGGCGAGACACACAAGAAAAAUCUUUUUCUUACUUACUUUUCUGCUGCGACAGACUUAAGGACUGAAGGAGAUGAAAUAUGCUUGGUUUAUCGUUGUACAAAAGUAGAGAUAUAGGAACCUUAUGAUUCAGCACCAGAAAUCGCAGAGCGGGCAUGUUUUUCUGUUUCUCGACCAACGAAAAAAGCAGCUUACAUCUUCACAUCAUUUUUGGUGUACACCCUUCUUUUUUUUUUAAAGGCAGUCGGUCAAGCAUUGUUUUUUGCGAUCAACAUACCAGAAGGGCUGGUAUUGUUUUUCUUUUGACUGAUUUUGUCCGCAAAAAUCUUCUGUUCCGAAAUUUUACACAAGAAAACAAACUGGUGUUUCUAAAGUAGCACACUUUUUGCAAAUUUGCCAGCAACGAAUUUUUUUCGACCUGCUCGUUUUCAAAUUGCACAAACUCACAUAUCAUCUGAUGCAUUUUAAAGUCUUUAUUUCUACUGUCUACGUUGCUGCAUUCCUACCGUUUAUACGAGACCCGACGCAUUUUAUUUCAAAAGAGCCUUAUUCAGUGGAGGAGUAACCUCUGGUUUGUUGCAGUACUGUUCAAAAAAGGACUUUUUCUUUUCGUUGAUUGUUUAAGUUAUCGGUGUCAGCGCAAAAAGUGAGGUGGAAGUUACAGACAAUGUCUACGACGGAUCUGACUUCCGGUUCCUACUUCGUGGGGCGUCGCCUGUCGGGCAGCAGCAACAAGAUGAGUCUGAAGGACGAGGACAUGGAAAUCCUGGACUUCAACAUCAACGACAUCAGCCGGGCCUCCAGCCCCGCCAGCAUCAGUGCCAGGUCAGAAGGUCACAUGCACCGCGAGCGCCGCCACCAUCACCACCACCGACACUCCUUCCGCAGCGGCGGCGGCGGCAGCGGUGACGACGACUAUCGGCGACGCUACAACAAACUUAAGGCAGAGCUGGAAAUGGAGCGCAGCAAGGUCAAGGCUAUGACCAGGGAAAAGAUCGAGGAGAUGCGACACAUCCGUGAGUACUACGAGGACGAGCGACGGCAGGAGCAGGCCAAGCUGCUGAAGACCUUUGAGGACGACAAGCAGCGCGAGGUGAGUAAAGUGCGGGAGGAGCUGCUGAGGCAGAAGGACUACGAACUGCAGCAGGUCCUUAAGUACAAGGAGGACGAACUGCGCUACUACCGCUCCCACACGCCCAGUACCUCGGGCAGCCGCACACCCGUGUCCGAGAUGACCAAGACUACAGCGCCCUCUGCCACAGAGACCCCGCGGACCCCAAGGAAGCGAGACCGAGGGCAGGCACACGGGCGGGAAGUGGCGGGAGAACGCUCGCCAUCGCAGAGUCCCAGCCGCCAGACGACGUCAUCGUCGUCGUCGGAACAGCCGCUUCUUGCUCACGAUGCCGGCGGAGCUGGGAGAAGAGAUGCGUCGAUCUCCAGCGCUGCCUUAGAGAGAUCUCACACGCCGGGGCAGGAGGGUAGUCAGCGGGUCACUUCCGGGGGAGAGGAGGGACAUGGUGCCAAGAGCGGGGCGCUGCAUGCGCGAGUGCAGCAACUAGAAGAGGAGGUGCGGCGCGUAGCGGAGGAGCGCGACCGCCUGCGGGAGGAACAGCGGGGCACGCAGGAUGCAAGCCAGAGGCGGGAGGAGGAGCUAGUGCGCGUGAAGGAAGAGUACGAGCAGGAGCUGCGGCGCGUGAUCAGCGAGUACAAGAACGUGGCGCUGGGUAACCUCAAGAAGCUGCGCCUGGCCGAGCACGCUCUCCGCGAGGGCGCUAUCGGUGAGGAUGACGUCUUGCACUUGUCCUUGACCACAACCGCCACUACCCCGGAAGUUGUCGCCACCCGACGGCUGUUCUCUGCAUCGCAGUCUGAGGCUGGUCCGGAACCAGUAAAGCUGAGUAGCGCAAAACAACAACAACAACAACAACAACAACAACAACAACAACAACAACAACUGCAGCGACGGGGAGAGAAACCCACACAGAAGUUACAGAAGGGAGACAAUAUAUCAAAUAAGCAGAACUUGGAGCCAGGAGACGAGAGCAAGCGGGAGGAGCGGGAGAAGGAGCGGGGGUUGCAGAAACGGCUGGCGGACCUGCACACGCAGACGCAGCGCCUGGAGCGGAAGGUUAUGCUGCUGCGAAAUGAAAACGAGAUUCUGAAGAAAAAGCACGAGGAUCAAAAGCCGCUAGAGGAGAAGAUUAAAGUGCUGAAAAAGCGGAACGCGGAGCUGGCCUCCAUUGCUCGACGUCUGGAAGAUAAAGCCAAAACAUUGCAGCAAGAGAAUGCAAAGAACAGAACGAAGGCCAGAGACGAGGGCGGCGUGGUGUCGGACGGGGAGCACCUCAAGCGGAUGUUUGCCCGCCAGCGCGCCAAGGACCUGGCGGAACACGCCAAGAACAUGCUGGCCAAAGACUACGAGCUGGAACAGCUGCGUCGAAAGUGCCAGGAGCUGGCCGACCAGCUGAGCAACGGUGACAGCAUGGCGCCCGAGAAUGUCCAGAUGUACAGCGAAAAGGAGGAGCUAGUGAACAUCGUCAAGCAGGCGGCCAAGGAGCGACUGCAACUGGAGCAGCAACUCGCGCACAGCAGAGACAAAGAGAAACCAGCACAGCUGAAUGAGCAGGAACGGGAGCAGCAACGGCGAGAGUUGGAAGCAGCCAAUGAAAUUCUACACAAAGAGAUCGAAAAACUUGAGCAAGCACUUCAAGACAGCGAAAAUGUGAAAGAAAACCUGCAUCAGAAGAGCAGAGAAUGUGAGGUGUUAAGGAGAACCAUUGCUGAGCUUAAAGAACACAACAAAGAAUUAGAAGAGGAAUUACACAGCACAUCAGCUACAAAUACGCAGCUAGCAGUACAGCUUUCUGAACUCGAGGAAAAGGUCAAAGACUUUGACACAGAUGUUGGAUCGGUUUAAAGGGCCGAUGGACUUGCUGUCCGCGAGAAAGCCUUGCGUGCAACAGCGCCAGCGAGGCGAUCAGCGCAUGGCCAGACGGUCCCCGGAUGAUGAGGGAGGAUAGUGUGUCAUGUGUGUGUCCGUUGGCGUGUGGCAAUGUGAGGUGUGUCCGUCAAGACUGACUGGCACCUUCAGGGUACCUCAACACCACGCUGCUCCGCUACUUCUCGGCAAACUGAGACCUUGUAGUAACGGUGUCACUGGCGUCUACAGUUGCCUUCUAGCUCUUUAGCGUCACGUGACCCACACGUCUUUUGUCUUUAGAGUGCCGUGUGCAGAGCACGCGCAAACUUUGAGAGAGAGAGUGUAAAAACGGAAUGGCGAUGACUCAAUUGUAUGUUUUAUUGGUCUAUUUGAAUGUUUAUAGAAAUAUUUGUUUAAGCUACAUCCCUUGCUCCCUCCCCAGCCCUCUCCCCCACCGCGGUUUGUGAAGCAGUGACUUCAACAAUGGCCACGAUUUAUCGCAGAGAGCUGUCUGCUGUCUCGUAACAUUCUUCCCAUCAUGAAAACACCGCCCAGGGCUUCACACUUUUCACACACACAGUGGCACAGCUAGUUACCUUUUGGGUUUACACCUUUUUCUCUCAUCUUGCUUCAUAUAACCUGCGUCACAGCGGUAUAUUAAGUCUACUAUAUCUAGAAAAUCGCUGUCUUUCACUAUGGGUGGCCUUUGCUGAGUAUUAGAAGGUCUGACAGCGAGGUAUUUCAACCGCCAAGGAGCCGUCAAUAAAUGUUUGCUGCUCAUUACAAAGUAAACAUAU